Drosophila biarmipes is the source of this 3220-nucleotide messenger RNA. It is a transcript of the gene dco, whose product is annotated as discs overgrown protein kinase. The transcript has 4 exons. Gene Ontology annotation, cellular component: nucleus; cytoplasm. The record is from RefSeq and is a predicted model, not a curated record. The coding region runs from base 375 to 1697 and encodes 440 amino acids. Gene Ontology annotation, biological process: peptidyl-serine phosphorylation; endocytosis; signal transduction. NCBI's taxonomy places the organism in Eukaryota, Metazoa, Arthropoda, Insecta, Diptera, Drosophilidae. Gene Ontology annotation, molecular function: ATP binding; protein serine/threonine kinase activity.
GCGAUGUUUCCGUCGAUGUUUUCCCCCCACCACUAGCGCACUAUCGCACACUAAUAUCAAGAUGGCGUAAAUUUGUAAAAUCGUCGAAAUAUGUGUGAAACGAAAUAGCCAGGCAAUUGAAUCGGAAGCAAAACUCGAAUUAGAAGAAGCAGAGCAGCGACGCCAGCAGUGGAAGUGGGCAAAGCGGAACCAGAAAUAAGGAAAAUCGGAAAACAUACGCCAGGAGUCAGGAAACACGGCCUAAAGCGACUGCCUCGAGAAAAUCGGAAGAAGAAGAGAGGAGCUGAGACGAAAGGGCAGCGCCAGAAAGGCAACGCAGAUCCGAGGAAACCCCACUUCCGCACACAGAAACCCACAGAGACAGACAUCCGACAAUGGAGCUGCGCGUGGGCAACAAAUACCGCCUGGGCCGCAAGAUCGGGUCGGGAUCGUUCGGCGACAUCUACCUGGGCACCACGAUCAACACCGGCGAGGAGGUGGCCAUCAAGCUGGAGUGCAUCCGCACCAAGCACCCCCAGCUGCACAUCGAGUCCAAGUUCUACAAGACGAUGCAGGGCGGCAUAGGCAUACCCCGCAUAAUAUGGUGCGGCAGCGAGGGCGACUACAAUGUGAUGGUGAUGGAGCUGCUCGGGCCCUCGCUGGAGGACCUCUUCAACUUUUGCUCGCGCCGCUUCUCGCUGAAGACGGUUUUGCUGCUGGCGGACCAGAUGAUCUCCCGCAUCGACUACAUCCACUCGCGGGACUUCAUCCACCGCGACAUCAAGCCGGACAACUUCCUCAUGGGGCUCGGCAAGAAGGGCAACCUGGUGUACAUCAUUGACUUCGGCCUGGCCAAGAAGUUCCGGGACGCUCGCUCACUGAAGCACAUUCCGUACCGGGAAAACAAGAACCUCACGGGCACCGCCCGCUAUGCCUCCAUCAACACACAUCUGGGCAUCGAGCAGUCGCGUCGCGACGACCUGGAAUCGCUGGGCUAUGUCCUCAUGUACUUCAACCUGGGCGCCCUGCCCUGGCAGGGGUUGAAGGCGGCCAACAAGAGGCAGAAGUACGAGAGGAUUUCGGAGAAGAAGCUGUCCACCUCGAUUGUCGUGCUGUGCAAGGGCUUCCCCAGCGAGUUUGUCAACUAUCUGAACUUCUGUCGCCAGAUGCAUUUCGACCAGCGUCCCGACUACUGCCACCUGCGCAAGCUCUUCCGGAACCUGUUCCACCGCCUGGGCUUCACUUAUGACUACGUGUUUGACUGGAAUCUGCUGAAGUUCGGCGGUCCCCGCAACCCCCAGGCCAUUCAGCAGGCGCAGGAUGGAGCGGACGGCCAGGCGGGACACGAUGCGGUGGCCGCAGCAGCGGCGGUGGCAGCAGCAGCAGCCGCCUCCUCGCAUCAGCAGCAGCAGCACAAGGUGAACGCAGCCCUCGGCGGCGGAGGAGGCAGUGCAGCGCAACAGCAGCUGCAGGGCGGCCAAGCGCUGGCGAUGCUCGGCGGCAACGGAGGCGGAAACGGCAGCCAGCUGAUCGGCGGCAACGGACUCAACAUGGACGACUCGAUGGCGGCCACCAACUCCUCGAGACCGCCUUACGACACGCCGGAGCGCCGGCCCUCGAUACGGAUGCGCCAGGGAGGCGGAGGAGGCGGCGGCGGAGUGGGCGUGGGCGGCAUGCAGGGCGGCGGCGGAGGCGGUGGCGUGGGGAACGCCAAAUAAUAUUUUAUCGUUUAGGUUGCGACGCUGGACACGACACAGUAGUAGACAAACAACAGCAGAACUCAGCAAAAACUAUACAUGUAGAAUAUAUAGUUAUAUAUACCUUAUAUAUAUAAUACUUGCUUUAUAUAUGCGGUAACACAUGUUGAAUGUAUCCAAAACGGCAGGAGGACCAGGUCCCUGCCAGAACCGGAGGAUAACAGGAGCAGUGAGGAGAGAAAGGAGCAGAGCAGAGCAAAGCGCAGCGCUUUCCUUCCUUUUUUCUGUGUACAUUUUCGUUUGUUUUUUGACAUUUUUGGUUUCUGCUCCCAGAUGUUAGAAUGUUGGGCGCGCUUAUUAUUAAUUAACUAGCCUAUGAUUAAUUUAAUUUAUACUAUUAGAACAUAAACGAUUGCAACUUGGCUGCAAGAAACUGCAACAAACCGCACUGUUCAAUUGAUUUGAGAUCCCCGAAGAGCAGCCAACAGAUCGGAGGGUCAGAAGAAGGGUCGCGGGACUUGGGAGGAGAGCCAGCAGCGCAGGCAUUUAAUUCUGUUCGCAUUUGACUAUUGCUCUCGGCAGGCUCAAUUAUUCGUUGUUAAUUUGAGGUCCCAGCCCCAAGCCAGGCAGAACAUUCAGAACCGAUCAUAGUAACUCGAUUGUAAGUGUAAUAUUUGUGUAAAAGAAACAAAGGACACCCCGUUCGGCGAGUGUCCCUAACCCUAGACUAGGCUCUAGCGAUAGCGAAUCCAAUCCAUACAACAGCAUAUGCCACACGGCAAACACCCACAUUGUAACCUAAGUUGAAGCCGAAUUCGGGGCGCAAUUAAACGCAGAUUAUCUGACGAUGACAUAUAUCACGUGCAGUAGAGGGGACGUUCUCUAGCUUUAAGCAACGCUCGACUUUUAAGGCCCCUCCUAUGUUAUACUAUGUAUCUUACUGUAAUCGCCCACGACCCCCGUAUAUUUGUACUAUAUAUACUUUCGAGGUCUGCACUUUCGCUGCCUGUGUUCAUACAUAUUUCCGAUUUUUAAAACUAACUGCGCGCAUUUCUCAAGCGGGGGAAACCCCGGGAAAAGUGGGAGGACGGGCGGUGGGCGGCCCUUUGUUUACGCAACAAAAUCAUGUAACUAAGAUAGAGAGCGUAUAAAUAGCGUUAGACAUACACAAAACAAUUCGCAUUAACGUUUCGACUUAAAGAAAGGAGGUAAUGCCCAUUCAGAGGUACAUUACAUAACGCUAGCUAAUAAAUUAUAGCUAUAAUAUGAAAUUUGUUUAUAAGUAAUACCAAACCGUAAAAAUAAAACAAAACACAAAAAUGGAAAAAAAAUUAAAUUCUAAAUGCGCCAAGAGAAAAUGGGUAAUAUAAAUACAUAUAAAUAUACAACUAUAUCUUAUGAGAACACGUAAACAUGUAAACCCCUCAGCGAUCGGCUGGCAGUCUAGAACUAACAAAUCAAACAAAGAGAACACGAAAUCGGAUCACUGAACGCAGAAGCCACUAAACUUAAAUAAAAAUGCAUUACGUGAUAUUUCUUACAAA